AGCCGGAUUGGGGGGAAAGAACAAAAUAACAAAGUAUAGCUGCAGUACUGAAACAGAAUCCCUUGCUUACGAGUAUUUUUACAUGGAACUAUUAGCAAUGUAUCAACGUAAUUAGAUCCUGAAGGAGUGUUUUAGUGUAUGUACAAUGAGGAAUCUGAUACCGAGGAGAUUAUUCUUUCAGGGAACAUUCUGUUUGUUGAUUUUUUGUUUUGUAAGAGAUCGUCUGCUACAGAGUGGCGUGACUUUGAGAACUCGGGAAAUAAACGCCACCUUGAUAGACCCGGGUCCAGAAUGCUUUAAACACGCCUCGGACACCAACCAUAGGGCCAACGUCGCCCGAAUACAACAUGGCGUGCAGAACUGGGUGCGAAGGGUCGACCCGCAUAACUACACCUACAUCAUCAACCCUACGGAUAGGUGCGACCAAAGGAAAGAUGAAGGUGAGGAUCUGUUGCUUGUGAUAUUUGUGAAUUCCGCUCCGGAUCAUUUCCUCAAGAGGAACUUAAUUCGGAAUACCUUUGGGAGAGCGGAUUCAUGGCCUUUCUACCGCGACGGCCAUCGUAACCAGACGAUGCGUCUUGUUUUCUCAGUCGGAGCGGUCGGUGACGCUCUGAUGCAAGCCCGUCUACAGGACGAGUCCGUCAUCUUCGGGGACAUCGUCCAGGAAAACUUCACCGAUGAUUACCUGAACAUGACGCUCAAGACAGUGAUGGGUUUCAGAUGGUCCACCACCUUCUGCAGUCGGGCCAGGUACGUGAUGAAGACGGAUGACGACGUCCUCGUCAACACGCACAGGGUUGCGAACAUCCUCCAGAAGGCAUCAAAGACUUCCUUCAGCGUUGGCGACGUCCACUCGCACGCGAUCGUACGCGACCCCAAGAGCGAAUGGGGAAAGUUUUACACCCCCACCCAUCUAUGGCCGAAGAAAAAGUUUCCACCGUUUUUCACAGGCCCUGCGUACAUCUUCUCGAUGGACAUGGCGCAGAAGAUCUUCCAAGCCUGUCAGGAAACGCCGCUCUUUCCUUGGUCCGAUGUGUACAUUGGGAUGUGUUCUUUAAAAGCAGGUCUAACUCUGUCGAACCAAAAAGGAUUCAUCGUUUCAACGGGUCUAACAAAGAAUCCAAACCAACCAUUACCAAUGAACCAGAAGGACAAAGAAAAGUACAAUAAACUGUACACUGUCUUCCAUCUUUCAACGAUGCAUAUUAAGCAGUUAUGGGAACUAUGGACAAAAAGAACAUUAACACCUUGAAAAUGCAAUAAUGGCCUAGUUGUUCCAGUGUCGUGAUUUGUUAAAAUGUGUGACUAUUUAUUUAUUUCGUUUUCAAUAAUAAUCAAUAACUAUAUUAUUAUUUGAAUUAUUUCGUUUGUGAAAUUGAAUUGUUAAUUGUUUCAUUAAUUGAAAUAUUUCGUUUGCAAUAAGAGUUCACCAUGUCGCUAAGUAACUGAUGUGUUUGUAUGCAAUUUGAUUUGUGUUACAUUGAUCCUGGGAUGAUUGAAAUUCGAUAAUUCACAUCACCUUUUAAUAACAUCUAAACACACUGAAGUCGGGUGUAACUUAGACCAUGGUCUAACUCUGUGCUAAGAUUGUGGAAAGCCAAAUGUUUCAAAAUUUUGUAUACAGUAAAUGCUUCUCAUGUUUACUGUGCUCUUUAUAAUUCUUUAAUGUUGUAGACAACUGUCAUACUUAUCCUUCCCGGGCAGUUAAUAAUGUUUUGGUAGUCAAAUGAGCUGAUACAUUGAACUUCUACUGUUAGAGAUUUAUGUAACAACUGGCUUUCCGUAGUUAAACCACAACUUAAAACCAGUUUAAAUUAAACCCGACUUCAGAAUACGGGGGCCAGGAAUUCCAGACGUAACUGUCAUAAAAUUAAUUCGAACAGAAUCUAAAAUAAUCAUGAUGCAGCGGGAGGGGGAGGAGCAGAAGUUGGAAUUUUGGUCAAUUGCCAAUUCGUCUAUUGCCAACUCGUCCACUCCCCACAUGGUCUAACUUCAUUUAGUCUAAUGCCAUUCCAUCCAUCAACACUUCUUCUAACAACCAUUUGGUCCAAUCAUCACUUCGUCUAAUCACCAGUUCGGCUAUGACCAUGUCGUCUCAUAGCCAGUUGGUCUAAUAUCCAUUUUUCCCCAUUCAUUUCGCCCAAUUAACACUUAGUCCAAUCAGACCAAGCGGUAUAUGGACUAAAUGGCUAUUGGACCAACUGGCUAUUAGACGAAACGGGGAGUGGACGAAAUGGCAAUUAGACCAUGUGGAUAUUGGACGAACUGAUGGUAGACCAAAUGAUAGUAGACGAGUUGGCAGUUGAACGAAUUGACAAUAGACCAAUUGAAAAUAAACCGGAAUUUUAAGGACCUACCUUUUUGCAAAUUGUCACAAAUAUCCAUUUACCAUUUACACUUGCUCCUUCUUUUCCAUCCUUAAAAAUGCAACAACAAAAAAGCUGUUAAUGAUAGCUGAGAGAGCGAAGCGACUCACAGCAAUUUUCUUUCUUUACGUAAUCUUGCCCCUCCCCCUUUGGAUUUCUGCUAACAGCCUUGAACAUAUUGCUCCUCAAUUGUUACAUGUACAACAUUAAUAAAAAGGUGUAUAAAGAAAAUCAUUUAAUUAUGAAUUAUGUCAAAUGGUUCUGGUUAGAAAUGGAUAAUAAUGGUAUUCUUCAGAGUUGUCUGGGGUUUUUUCACACAUCAAUUUGCUUGUGUUAGCAAUUUUCAGAGUACUUUGGAUUCAAUCUAGUUUCUAUUAUUCCAUGGCGGUGAUCUGUGUAAGCUAUAAUAUAAGAAAUUAAUACAUUUAUAAUCGUGAUGGUACAAUAAAUGUUAACCAGUAAACAUUGAUUUUAAAGCCUUCGACUUUAACAUGUUUAAUUUAUUGUCCAUUUAGCUUAACACUUUUAUAGAUCAAUAUGGUGAUCGAUGCGUAAACUAAUGUAUUAUAAGCAGUUUCAUAUAUAAUCUAUUUUCAACAACGAUGGGGGAAAAUGGUAAAUUGCCAGUUUGUCUACUGCCAACUCAUCCACUCACCACAUGGUCUACAUUCAUUUAGUCUAAUGCAUUCCGCACAUCAAAAUUUCGUCUAACAACCAUUUGGUCAUAUAACCACUUGGUCCAAUCACCAGUUCGUCUCAUUACCAGUUGGUCUAAUAUCCGUUUUAUUUUCAUUCAUUUUGCCCAAUUAGACCGAAUGGUAUAUUGGACCAACUGUUUUUUAGACGACAUGGCAAUUAGACGAUGUGGGAAUUUGACGAACUGAUGGUAGACCAAAUGAUAGUAGACGAGUUGGCAACUGGACGAAUUGGCAUUAGACCAAAUAAAAAUAAACCAAAAAAUUAUAGUAUAUGAAAUCCUGCUUGUGGGUAAUAAUUGCAUUCUUGCAAUAUACACAUUGAGGAAUAAUGUAUUCAGAGUUCUUAUAUUGAAAUGAAAUGAAUAUAAAUAUCUUAAAUGUGCCAUGUAUAAAGGAUGCAAUCAGACUCAUUGAUCAUUUUGUCGUAUAUAUACGGGUAAAUGUUUAGAACAAUGCUACAAUUUGGUGUAUACACAGCAAAAACUAUGGUGUUAACCGGUGUACAUAGAGGACCACACCAGUUAUUUUACACCGGUGUUAAAUUGACAGUGUUAAUUUAGCACCUAUAGGUGUUAUUACAACACCUUUGGUUGUUACAUUUACACUCUUUGGUGUAAUGUUCAAUCCCUAGGGUGUAAUUUAGGGUGGACCUCUAUUUAUAUCAACUGGUGUCAGUUUUAACACCAGAGUAUUUACAGUGUAUUACCAGUGGCGUAAUAAGCGCAAAUUUUGGGGAAGCCAGAUAUGGCGUAACGGGCAAAAUUUAGAAACAGUUGCGAGCAAAGCGAGCAAGCAAAACUUUCGAUUUUUGUCAUUACAAAUCCAAUUUUGUGAUAGAU
Lytechinus pictus (painted urchin) is the source of this 3903-nucleotide messenger RNA. RefSeq names its product beta-1,3-galactosyltransferase 1-like. Bases 146 to 1252 code for a protein of 368 amino acids. The record is from RefSeq and is a predicted model, not a curated record. Lineage: Eukaryota; Metazoa; Echinodermata; Echinoidea; Temnopleuroida; Toxopneustidae. Gene Ontology annotation, molecular function: hexosyltransferase activity. Gene Ontology annotation, cellular component: Golgi membrane. The transcript has a single exon.